Dioscorea cayenensis subsp. rotundata (Guinea yam) is the source of this 1244-nucleotide messenger RNA. Its product is annotated as syntaxin-51-like. The coding region runs from base 153 to 854 and encodes 233 amino acids. Gene Ontology annotation, biological process: intracellular protein transport; vesicle fusion. Gene Ontology annotation, cellular component: SNARE complex; endomembrane system. The record is from RefSeq and is a predicted model, not a curated record. The transcript is spliced from 7 exons. Gene Ontology annotation, molecular function: SNARE binding; SNAP receptor activity. Lineage: Eukaryota; Viridiplantae; Streptophyta; Magnoliopsida; Dioscoreales; Dioscoreaceae.
ACCGCAUAAACGCGGGAGAAAGCUUCCAGAAAAAAAGAGAGGGCCAAGGGCGAAGGACGAGAAGAAGGAGGGGAAAAAGGGGGAAGGAUCGAGGAGAAGAAGGCCUCGAUCGUCUCCGAUCAUUGUUCUGAAUCGCAUCUGAAGCUCUAGAUAUGGCGUCCUCUUUGGAUUCGUGGAUAAGAGAGUUCAAUGAAGCUUCCAAGCUAGCUGAUGACAUCAGUGGCAUGAUCUCGGAAAGGGGUUCUUUGCCUCCAUCUGGACCGGAGACACAACGCCAUACAUCUGCGAUCCGGAGGAAGAUUACAAUUCUUGGGACAAGACUAGAUAGCUUGGAAUCCAUUUUGUCAAAGCUUCCGAGCAAGCAGCCAAUAUCAGACAAGGAGUUGCACAAGCGCCAAGACAUGCUUUCAAAUUUGAGGUCUAAAGCGAAACAAAUGGCAUCUACACUAAACAUGUCAAACUUUGCUAAUAGAGAAGACCUGCUUGGUCCAAGCAAAAAGUCAGUUGAUGAGAUAAGCAGAACAGCAGGAUUGGAUAACUAUGGUAUUGUGGGCUUACAGCGGCAGAUUAUGAAAGAGCAAGAUGAAGGACUUGAGAAGCUGGAAGAGACUGUCCUGAGUACAAAACAUAUUGCAUUAGCUGUCAAUGAAGAGCUGGAUCUUCACACAAGACUAAUUGAUGACUUGGACCAACAUGUGGAUGUGACGGACUCACGACUUCGACGGGUCCAGAAGAGACUGGCAGUUCUUAACAAGCGUACUAAGGGAGGCUGCUCUUGCAUGUGUCUGCUCUUGGCAGUUGUUGCCAUUGUGAUCCUGGCUGUUAUUGCCUGGCUUCUCAUCAAAUACUUGUGAGCAAUGGUUACAAACCUCAUGUUAAGCAAUUUACCGAAGUGAUUUGCUCGUUUUAAGUUGCUGAGCAUUCCAUGGAAGCAUGCAUUUUAUGUGUUGUGUGCUGGGCUGUCAUGUUUCAAAGCUGAACAAACAUAAAUUCUGCUGCUCUUAUUAAAGUAAGUGAUUUGCUUGUAUGGGCUGGAUUUGUUUGCAGUAUUCCAAUUGAUGUUCAUCACUGACUGGAAUUUAGGCCUUCUCUUUGUUGAUUGUUGAUCUUCUCUACUUGUUUCCUGUAUAAUUUUUAUAUAUAGCUCUGUUUAUGUUUAAACUCUACAAUUGUGAGUUUUUGUAUGCCUAUCCAUGGUUGUACCUGCAAAAACGUUUUAGGGUUUCUUGCUUGCGCUCUCAUAA